Dracunculus medinensis (Guinea worm) is the source of this 1026-nucleotide messenger RNA. Lineage: Eukaryota; Metazoa; Nematoda; Chromadorea; Rhabditida; Dracunculidae. The record is from the annotation of a GenBank genome assembly.
AUGACAAGUAAUCGCGAGAAAAAUCGUUACGAAAAGAUAAAACAUCUCGGCGAAGGUCAGUUUGCAAAUGUUUAUAAAGCAAAAGACGUGGAAACGAAUGAAUUUGUAGCUAUAAAAAAGAUUAAAAUAUUAUCUCGUCAUGAAGCGAUGGACGGUAUGGAUAGAACAGCGAUUCGUGAGAUUAAAUUAUUGCAAGAACUUCACCACGACAAUAUUAUUAAAAUAAUUUUUUUCAAAGUUUUUCCAGCAAUUAAACUGAUAUAUCAUUAUUAUAAUAAUUAUAAUUCUAUUUCCGAUUCCCGAUUCACGAUCCUUCUCUGCCAAUAUAAUAGUUUUAUCCCUUUGCGCGAUGUGAUUGGUCAUAAAACAAGCAUUCAAUUAGUUUUUGAUUUUAUGGAAACGGAUUUAGAAAAUAUAAUCAAAGAUAAUUCCAUUAUUCUUAUGCCGGAACACAUAAAAAAUAUAACUCUUCAAAUGUUGCUCGGUGUUGAAUAUCUUCACGCACACUGGGUUCUGCACAGAGACUUAAAGCCAAACAAUCUACUAAUGAACAGCAGCGGACGUAUAAAAAUAACAGAUUUUGGUUUAGCACGCUUUUUUGGUUCACCGAAUCGUAAUUAUACAAAUCAGGUAGUGACUCGAUGGUACCGGGCACCAGAGUUGCUAAUCGCUGUUCGCGCUUAUGGAGGUGGAAUAGAUAUGUGGUCAGUUGGAUGUAUUAUAGCCGAAUUAUUAUUACGGGUUCCUUUGUUUCCUGGAGAAACAGAUCUCCAUCAGCUUAUAAAAAUAUAUGAUAUCUUAGGAAGUCCUACCGAUGAAGAAUGGCCGGAAAGAAAAGAACUUUGUAAUAUUGAUAACUUCAUUGAAAUGAAACCAUGUCAAGGCAUUCCUCUUCGAAAUGUUUUCACAGCAGCAAGUGAUGAUCUCAUUGAAUUGAUACAAUACUGUCUUAAAUACAAUCCUCUACAUAGGUGGACUGCAACUCAAGCUCUUAAUUCGCAAUAUUUUCGGCUGGUAAUAUAUUAA